CUGACACCUACCCCCAGCCCGCAGCCUUUCAUUGUCAUCGCCGAACUUUUCUCCGCUGGGACAGGCGCCGCGUGUGGAAGCUCUGUCGCCAACGUAGGAAGCUGUGUCGCGUGUGGAAGCUCCGUCGUCGUCCUUGGAAGCCACCUCGCCGUCGUAGGAAGGCAGAAUGCAAGAGUUCUACUGAAAAUGGCCAGAUGCAGCAUAUGACACUUAAUGGGAGAAGCAAGGUUCGAAAUCUUACAAGAUUUAUCCAAGGGAAAGCAACAAAAUAUAUGUGAUUAUUAAUUAACAACAAUUAGCACUAUUAAGUAGGAUUACUAUUCAGUGAUGGAAGUGGAUUCUAGAAGAAUGAGGAGGUUUGGGAAUCAAAGGCACACACGAACCAACACUCUUCUUCCCCUUCAUGCAGCUUCUCAUCAUCAUGUUCCCAACAAUACCAUUUCCUGUUGGUAUUGUGACUACAAAAUCUCUACAUUUAACAAACCGCUGUUCCAUUUUGGUCGCAGAUAUGCUAGGUUUUUAAAAGUGUGGUUUUCAGUUGGGGUUGGAUUUGCACUUUCUGCUUUGCUUGGGGUUACUUUGAUUCUUCUCUGGGAAUUAGCUAAAGCAUUUCAUCUCUCUAGCGGUGGCAACAAGCUUGGAAACCUUAGAAAUGCUUUGCUCUUUGAGCUUCCCUCCUUGCCGUCUGGUUCGAGCUUAUCACUUGCUGAUGCAGGGUAUGUAUGUAUUUCUACCAUCAUAUCGGUCGUUGUUCAUGAAUUUGGUCAUGCUGUUGCAGCCACUAGUGAGGGGAUACAAAUAGAGUAUGUCGCUAUCUUCAUUGCAGUUCUAUUUCCUGGUGCUCUAGUUGCCUUCAACGAUGAAUUGCUACAAACUGUUCCACAUUGGACUUCCCUUAGUGUGUAUUCUGCUGGAAUUUGGCACAAUGCAGUUUGUUGUGCAGCUUGCGGAUUGACAUUAUUCCUGUUGCCCAUGUUCUUGUUUCCCUUAUACAGUAGCGGCCAUAGUCCCAUGGUUUUGGAUGUACUACCAACGUCACCUUUGUCUGGUUUUUUGGCUCCUGGUGAUGUUAUUGUAUCAGUGGAUAAUGUACCAAUUAGAAAUGCACAAGAGUGGUUGGAAGUUAAUACUUUAACAUAUAAUAGCAAGCUUCAUAAUGUAGAUAUUUCCGGGCACACCGGAGACGCGGGGGUUAUCAAUAGAAUGAAGGGUUACUGUGUCUCUAGUUUUAUGAUGGAAGAAGGCAAGAUUACAGGAUUGCCAGAAAAUCAAUAUGCUUGUCCCAGUGAACUUACAGCAUUUGUAAAAGUUUUGUGCUCCAAUAAUGUUACUCUGAAUGAUGAUAAGAGAAAAAUUGACCCUUCAAAUAGACGAUCGACUAUAUACUGCUUAAAUGCUAAAGAUGUUGUCAGACUUGAUAAAUGUGGUGAUGACGGGAGCCUAGCUACAACAAAUGGAAGUUGUACAUGCACUCGGGAUGAGUUUUGUUUAGCACCGGUUCAGGAGCCUGGCACAGUAUGGGUUGAGAUCACAUAUUCAAGUACUUCUCCGGAAUGUUCAUUACAUGAAAGAAAGAGAUUACCAGCUUCUGAAACUUCUGGCCUUAAGGAAACUAAUUGUGGUGGGACUUUUAUUUUUGUUGGUGAUGCCAUUUCAAUGGCUCAUUCAAUUCAGCUAACGUCAUAUCAGCCUCGCUGGGGACUAAAACUUGCCGCUUAUUUUCCAAAUUUACUGGAAAAUAUUUUGGUAUGGACAUUUCAUGUCUCUCUGGCUCUGGUUUUUCUCAAUACUUUGCCGGUGUAUUUUCUCGACGGUGAAUCCAUUUUAGAUGCAACUCUCGCCUACUUUACUUCAUUAAGCGCAAGAAAGCGGAAGACGGUUCUUAGACUAUGCCUUAUCAGUGGGUUUCUUACUUCUGUUAUAGCCUUUUUUCAAGAACUCCUUUAGUUGCUUUCUGAGAUCAUUUUUGUUGUCUUAUGAAGUGUGAUUAUGUGAACAUUCCGGUUCCUUGGUGAACAUCUGAAUGUUCAAAAUUUUGAUUUCUAAACCUGAGAGUGAACUUCCAUGAACAUGCACAUGCACAUGCACACAAAUAAUCUUUCGAAAUCAAGUCUCGUUUAUUGGAAUGUGAUCUGAUCUUGUUUAUUGGAA
Molecule: messenger RNA, 2151 nt
Organism: Arachis duranensis
Lineage: Eukaryota; Viridiplantae; Streptophyta; Magnoliopsida; Fabales; Fabaceae
Product: membrane-bound transcription factor site-2 protease homolog
Exons: 12
Coding region: 328-1947 (539 amino acids)
Biological process (GO): membrane protein intracellular domain proteolysis; regulation of response to endoplasmic reticulum stress
Cellular component (GO): membrane; cytoplasm
Molecular function (GO): metalloendopeptidase activity; protein binding
Source: RefSeq, a predicted model, not a curated record